AUGCCUUUUCCCCCGCUAAAUAUGACCCUCUCGGGCCACCACCGUCCGUACAGGCGUGGGAUCCCGCCCCACAGCCUCGGCUUCCGGCCCGAGGCGGGCUAUACCAAAUGCGGAAGCGGGGGACGUCCAGGACCGCCGUGUAAGUCCCUUUCUACCCUCCCGACGUGCGGUAAGGGAGGUAGUUAUGAGGAUGAGGUGAGGACAACGACCUCGGCCGAUCUGACUCCUACACUACCUAAGCUAGGGCGCGGGAAACCUUUACCAGCACUGGCCCAGUGCGGCCAGAACCACGCCCCCAGCGGUCAUGUGACAGACGCGCCCUGCUCGCCGAUCCCCGGAUGUCGGUCAGCCCAUUUGGCGAGGCGGAGGGGGAGUCAGGAGGACGUUGCUUCAAUCAAAAGUGAAGGAGCAGUAGGCGGAACGAACGUUCCGAAGACCGUGACUGGACGUCAGGUUGGCGGUGACGCGCGUGCGCGCCCCCAUCCGGAGAGCACAGUAAUGAGUUGGUGGCCUAGCAACCUUCAAAGUUGUCAACACAAAGGAGAUUUGGCGAUGGAGGCUUUGUUGGAAGGAAUACAAAAUCGGGGGCAUGAUGGGGGAUUUUUGACAUCCUGUGAAGCAGAACUGCAGGAGCUCAUGAAACAGAUUGACAUAAUGGUAGCUCAUAAAAAAUCUGAAUGGGAAGGACAGACACACGCUCUAGAAACUUGCUUGGACAUCCGUGAACGGGAACUUAAGGCUCUCAGGAGUCAGUUGGAUUUGAAACACAAAGAGAUUGGAAUGUUGCGUCAGCAGGUAGAAAAACAUGAAAAAGUCAAGCAAGAGAUGGCCAUGGAGUAUAAGCAAGAGUUAAAGAAACUACAUGAAGAAUUAAGCAGACUGAAGAGAAGCUAUGAAAAGCUACAGAAAAAACAUGUAAGAGACUUCAGAGGAAAUGCCAAAAAUCACAGGGAAGAUCGGUCUGAAAUUGAGAGGUUAACUGGAAAAAUAGAGGCUCAGCUUGCCAAUCGGAAACAAAAAUUAGAGUCUGUGGAACUGUCCAGCCAGUCGGAAAUUCAGCACCUGAGCAGUAAGCUGGAGCGGGCCAAUGAUACUAUCUGUGCCAAUGAGUUGGAAAUAGAGCGCCUCACCAUGAGAGUCAAUGACUUGGUCGGAACCAAUAUGACUAUUAUGCAAGAGCAGCGGCAGAAAGAAGAAAAAUUGAGGGAAUCUGAAAAACUGCUAGAGGUUCUGCAAGAAGAAAAGAGAGGAUUGAAGGCAGCUCUUCAGACUCAAGAAAAUUUUAUCCAUGAUGCAAGAAUACAAAAGGAGAAGCUGCAAGCAAAAUUAAAGGCAGUUGAUACUCAACACACAGUAGAGACCAUAAGAUCACUGGAGGAACCUCUGGCAGAAAGGAGGUAUGCCUCUCAAGGGCAGGGGGACUUGCAGAACGUGCUCUGCCAACUGGAUUUUACCCACACUAGUGAAGAGCUUCUGCAGGCAGAGGUGACGCGUCUGGAAGGCAGCUUAGAAUCUGUGAGUGCAACAUGUAAACAGCUGAGCCAAGAGCUAAUGGAAAAAUAUGGAGAGCUGAAGAAGAUGGAAGUGCACAACAAUGAGUACAGGGCUGAGAUCAAGAAGUUGAAAGAACAGAUUUUACAGGCUGAACAGAGUUACAGUUCUGUACUAGAAGGAAUGAAGAUGGAGAUCUCCCAACUAACUCGAGAGUUACAUCAGCGAGAUAUCACUAUUGCUUCCACCAAAAGUUCUUCCUCUGACAUGGAAAAGCGACUCAAAGCAGAGAUACAAAAGGCAGAAGAAAAAGCAGUCGAGCAUAAGGAGAUGUUGGGUCAGCUGGAAUCACUCAAGUUAGAAAAUCGUCAUCUUUCUGAAAUGGUGAUGAAAUUGGAAUUGGGUUUACAUGAGGCAAAAGAGAUUUCACUAGCAGACCUCCAGGAAAAUUAUAUUGAGGCAUUAAAUAAAUUAGUAUCUGAAAAUCAACAACUACAGAAAGAUUUGAUGGAUACCAAAGGUCAGCUGGAGAUUUCUACUCAGAUAUGCAAAAAAAACCGGGACAGGAUCUUUAAACCAACAUACAGCAGAGUACCUGAGUUCAAGAAUACAGAGUUCAAGCCAGCCCAUGGCCAGCACAGGCAUGAUGGGAUGAAGGCUGAGCCCUACAAAGCAGGUCUUCAUUCUCCGCAAGGACAAGCGUCGGAUAGCAUAGAGCCUGUGUCCCUGUCCCGGGGCUUCAGCCCCCCGAGCCAUCAGAUCAGCUCUUGCUGCUCCACUGUCUCUCUGCCAUCUAACUUUCUGUGCAAAACUAACUCUCUGCCUUCAGUGCUAGAUACAAAUGAAACCAACUUUUCUGACACUGUCUCUGAGAGUAUAAAUGACCCAGAAGACUUUACAUCUUCGUGUCCCUUGCCUCUGUCUCCUCUUGGUUCAAUAGCCACAAGAUUUUUGGAAGAGGAAGAGCUGAGGUCUCAUCACAUCCUAGAGCGCCUAGAUGCCCACAUCGAAGAACUAAAGCGAGAAAGUGAGAAGACAGUGAAACAAUUCACAGUCCUAAAGUAGCCUCCUAAAAAUCACAAACUUGGAAAUAAAAAUAAACACUGGAGAGUUACUGUCAUCAUGAAGUAGCAGCUCUUUGAAAGCCUGAACAUGUGACUAUAUAGAAACCAUAAAAAUGAGAUGUACUAAAGCUGCCGUGACGAAUCUGAGAAGCUGAUACUUAGCUCUAAGGUGUUUUCUCUGCACUGUCUUGUUUAAAGGACUUUUUCCAGCAAUAACAUGUAAAUAAACCACUUUGCUAGACUUUUUUCUCAUAUUAAUAUUUAUUAUCAUAAAGUAAUACUUUCUCUUGCUGACUUAAGUGUAAUAGCUGUAGACUAAUUAAAGAUUUUAUGAUGCAUGUUGGAAAUAAAGUAACUGUAGGAACUUC
Bubalus bubalis (water buffalo) is the source of this 2923-nucleotide messenger RNA. RefSeq names its product centrosomal protein 63 (gene CEP63). Gene Ontology annotation, biological process: centriole replication; de novo centriole assembly involved in multi-ciliated epithelial cell differentiation. NCBI's taxonomy places the organism in Eukaryota, Metazoa, Chordata, Mammalia, Artiodactyla, Bovidae. The coding region runs from base 1 to 2556 and encodes 851 amino acids. Gene Ontology annotation, cellular component: centriole. The transcript has 15 exons. The record is from RefSeq and is a predicted model, not a curated record.